Molecule: messenger RNA, 1416 nt
Organism: Synchytrium microbalum
Lineage: Eukaryota; Fungi; Chytridiomycota; Chytridiomycetes; Synchytriales; Synchytriaceae
Exons: 1
Coding region: 1-1416 (471 amino acids)
Source: RefSeq, a predicted model, not a curated record
AUGCCUAUACUACCAUCCCAAAUACCAAACCCCCUUCUUAAAGUGGGACACGUCCCGAAUAAAGGUCGCUCAUUCAUUGCAUCACGCGCUCUCGCACCUGGAUCCAUCCUCCUCAAAGUGCUUCCGUACGCAGCUGUCCCUGAUACAAACCAUAAAACCCGUGUAUGUGCAUACUGUCUGACUCUAAACACACCGCACGCAUUCAUACCAUGCACGUCCUGUAAUAUCGCCCACUACUGCUCAGAUACAUGUAAAUCGCGAGAUUGGACGUCGCAGCAUGAACUCGAAUGUAGUCUUGUACAUAGCUUGCAUCACGAGGAUGUGCUUGAUGUGCUGAAAGAGGACGGUGGUGAUUAUAUAUUGGACUUUACGUGGUUGCUGAUUAGAGUCUUGAUUCGACAUUGUCGAGAGCUUCAGGGUGGGAUGAAACAAUCAACAGAUAGCAACCAUCAUAUGGGGACGUUUGCAGACGUAUGGGAUAUGAUUUCUAAUACGGAGAGUUUUCCAGCUGCUAGAUUAAAACAGUUUGCACGGGUUGCCCAAGUCUUGGCAACCUUUACAGAAGCCAAGUUAUGGCCAUUGCUGGAUGGACACCAGAGGGCUGGAUUCUUGCCUGCCGUAAAAGUAGAUAACCGUAUAGAUCUGAAUGAUAUAGUAAAGGAAACCGCUGGAAGUAAUGGCCAAAAGAUUGGUCUUGUAAAUCAAUCAUCACCACCAACAGCCAGUCUAGUAGCCUCAUUACGUGAACUUGUAUGCAAAGAGGAAUGCAACUCGUUUGGACUAUACACGUAUGCCUUUGAAAGUGGUCAAUCUCCCCGCCAACCAUAUGGACUAGCUCUAUACCCAACCGUCGUAUACUUUAAUCAUUCAUGUCAGCCUGCUGUAGGACACGUUACAAAACCACAUCAGUCGCAGAAUAGUCACAACAAUGGUAGCAAUAAUCACUCUAUGCCAUUCGCAGGCUCACAUGCCGAAAUGAUUUUCUUCAACUAUGCGCAACUGAGUGAAGGUGAUGAAGCUACUAUAUCUUAUGUCGAUGUGGCUGAUGAAGAAGCCGUUGUAUCAAAUGCAGGUGUUGGUAAUAGAGGAGAUGCCAGGAGAGAGCUGUUGAAGGGAUACUUUUUCUUUGAUUGUGAUUGUGAGAGGUGUGAAGAAGAUGGACUUGUGAAUAGUAAGACAGGCAGUGUAGCUGCUGCUACUGAUGAGGACAAUGCUAGGACGAAUAAUAGUGCUAUAACAGUGGGACAUAUAGUAUGUGGAAACAAGAACGGGUGUCGGGGCUUUUACAUUCCUAAAUCACUGGUAGUCAAGGACGACAGUAGCAGUGAUUGGGUUUGUGAAGCGUGUGGAUAUGUAUAUACGCAUAAGGACGAAUAUAUAAGUGAAAAACGUGUAAUGAAGUCUGACCUUGAGUGA